GCAAAAGAUGUAGCGUUAGCAUCAGUUUGUAAAGCCAACAAAAGUUGUCCCAUCAAAAUAGCGACAAUGAAAAUGAAGCUAGUUUUGACGUCGAAUGCCAGUGUGUUUUUCGGGCGGCGGUGCGGUUAACGGUGUGAUGGUGUUCGCGCCUUAAAAAACGUCCUGUCAAUUAAUUGCUUUGCUGGGACGACUGCAACAGAUAUCGGCGGCAUGAGUGAUCGGGCAUUUGAAAACGAAUUCAGUGACUAUCACGCCGGCAAGUCAGAUGUGGUGCUUCCUGAUGGCAGGUGGACGCAAGAAUUUCAGAAGGACAUUCGGAGGAAUCUUUCUGAUCUUCUUCGAGAACUGGAGCGCAACCUCGCGAAACGCACCGAUUGGUCAGAUUCUUCAGUCUACACAGGCACUACAGGUGUGGCUCUGAUGUAUAUGCGCCUAUAUGAUGUUCUGCAAGACACAUCAUAUUUGAACCGGGCACUGCCACUGGUAGAAAGGCAGCUUUCGAACCUUAAGGAGCGUCGCUUCUCUUUCCUCUGUGGUGACCCGGGGCCUCUGGCCGUUGGAGCUGACCUCUACAAUCGCCUUGGAAGGUCCCAGGACUCUCACAACCUGAUCAGAAGGCUUCUGAGCCUAAACAAAUAUGUGGUGCCCUCCACCGCUGACAUACCUGAUGAGUUGCUGUAUGGACGAGUUGGCUACCUCUACGCACUGCUGUACAUCCGCAAGCACGUGUCACCGACUGCUGUUGAUGAUGGCCUUAUCAGAAAUGUGGUGCAAGCUGUCCUGUCAUCAGGACAACAGCUGUCAGCUGAAGAAAAGAGCCGCAGCCCACUCAUGUACCAGUGGCAUGGCUCCUUCUACCUUGGUGCUGCCCAUGGUCUCGCAGGCAUCUUCUACAUGCUGCUGCAGGUGCAGUCCGUGCUUACUGAAGCUGAGCUGACGAGGCUCGUGCAACCAAGCAUUGACUGGCUGUCUGCACUUCAGUACCCGUCUGGCAACUACCCCUCCUCGAUUGGAAGCAGCACCGACAAACUGGUUCACUGGUGCCAUGGGGCUCCUGGCACUAUCCACAUGCUACUGCUGGCACACUUGGCGUUCAAGGAGACCCGCUAUCUGGAACUGGCCAAGAAAUGUGCUGAUGUCAUCUGGCACCGUGGCAUUCUCAAGAAGGGCUAUGGCAUUUGCCAUGGCACAGCAGGCAAUGGGUAUGCCUUCCUGCGCAUGUACCAGGUCACUCGGGACUGCAAGUACCUGCACCGGGCAGCCAAGUUCUGUGAAUGGUGCUUCGACUAUGGGCAGCACCAGUGCCGCGUCGCAGACAGACCAUUCUCCCUCUUUGAAGGCAUGGCAGGCACCAUCUAUUUCAUGGCCGACAUGCUGGAGCCUGAGAAGUCGGCGUUCCCUGCUUUCCAGCUUGGCUGAAAUACCAGCUGUGUCAUGGUGUGCGUUCUGCUGCGACAGCUCAUCUAAGCUUAAUGGUCUUGUGUUCUCAUUACCGCUUAGUGUGGAGCAUAGGAGAAUAAAGAUUCCCGAGAUGCAUGAACACAUGACCAAAUGGUCGUGUCAUGCCGACUGCAUUGGUUCUCGUCAAAUCACUGAAA
Messenger RNA from Dermacentor silvarum, 1598 nucleotides. RefSeq names its product lanC-like protein 2. The transcript has 10 exons. Gene Ontology annotation, biological process: carbohydrate metabolic process; peptide modification. Gene Ontology annotation, cellular component: plasma membrane. Lineage: Eukaryota; Metazoa; Arthropoda; Arachnida; Ixodida; Ixodidae. The coding region runs from base 211 to 1419 and encodes 402 amino acids. The record is from RefSeq and is a predicted model, not a curated record.